AUGUACACGAUGGCUUCCUUUGAUAUGAACAACCGGAAAAAUCCUCUUCGUCUCAGGACUGAGUCUAACUGUUGGAUUAAAGUCGACUAUGCAAUUUUUCAUCAGACGUCAAAAUUUCAAGGAUUCUUCUUUGUUGUUAUAGGAUGGCCAAUUAGUGGUAUGAUAUUCGAGGGAUACGGCUUAUUUAUGCUUUUCAGUGGGUUUUGGCCAACUCUCUCAAUCUUUCUACAGAGGGUGCCUGUUCUUGGUUGGAUUUUGCAACUGCCGUUUGUGAGAUCGUUGGAGUUUGGGAAUUUAGUUGCAGGUUUUGAUCUCAUUGGUGGAAUAUGGCUUUUGAUAAGAGUGCACAAUACUGAAAUGUUGAAUUUAUAUACAAUUAUUUUCAGUCGGUUUAAAGUGCACGAAGAUACUGUAACUGUGGCAGAAUACAUGGAAAGAGAGAACGUGCCUUCUUGUAGAGUCUUUGAGCUUUGCAGUUCUGAAAUUCUUGUUGCUUUGGUAACUCAAACAAAACCAUUCUAUCUGCACUAUGAGACGCUUAUCAGAAAGUUUCUUGACAGGUCCCGGGAGGACAUUGAAAGGCGUAAAAAGGAAGUUUUGCUAUACAAUAUGGAGUUAGCAAAUGGAGGAAGUAGUUUAAGCGCACAGUAUGUUGUUGGGAAGCUUGUAGGGACAAACCACUAUGUACUGGAGAAUGUGUAUGGAGGCUUACCUACAAAGUCGAGAUCUAUGCGAAUGAGAAGAUCAGUGAAGCAAGAAUGUGACGGUGAGAGGGACAAUGGAGUCCUGACUGGUGGAUGGAUCUCUCGUUUUAUUUGGACUGCAUCCCCUUUAUUUACAACUAGCAUCUCACGAAAGGACCAUAGAGCAAAGUAA
Molecule: messenger RNA, 876 nt
Organism: Dovyalis caffra
Lineage: Eukaryota; Viridiplantae; Streptophyta; Magnoliopsida; Malpighiales; Salicaceae
Source: the annotation of a GenBank genome assembly